CUUUGUGAUCCUGCUAUGAGUACUAUGACAGUCUGCAGCGGGCACAGUAAGGCAAUGUCUUCCAAACGGGUGACACAUAUGCCGAGGCGGAGUGCUUCUGGCACAAGCGCCGUGGCCAUCGACAACAAGAUCGAGCAAGCUAUGGAUCUGGUUAAGAGCCACUUGAUGUUCGCGGUGCGGGAGGAGGUGGAAGUGUUGAAGGAACGCAUCGCCGAGCUGAUGGAGAGGAUUAACCAGCUGGAGGUGGAGAACAGCUACCUGCGCGCGCACGCUAGCCCCGACACCUUGGCGCAGCUGCCGGUGGCGGGCGCCAAGCAGCCGGCCCCGCCGCAGGGGCCGCCGCCGCCUGCCUCGUAGAGGAGCGGAGCGUCCGUCGCCGGGCACACCGGCUCGCCAGUAUCGGCCUGUCCCCUCGCCGGCCCCGGGAUGAGCGAUGGCUGUGCUAUGUUAAUUCGUAGGCUAAACGAGGAUGGAGGCGGCGCCGAGGGCACGGGGACAGACAGACGGCCCGUGAACCGACAGUGAACCGCCAUGUGUCCAGUAGCGCGGCACUUGAACUAUCGAUAUUCUAUAUUAUAAUGCUUCAAUAUUAUUCUGUUAAAUAUUUAGGGAGCAGUAUCUCGUGCUAACUGCCACGCUUUUCCUACACGUCUCGAAGACGACACAUUUUGGUGUUUCUCACGUAAUACAUAGUCUCCGUCAUUUAAUAUCUGCUAUAGUUAGUUAGAUCGCUGUCCACGUAACCGUAUUCGAUAUAAGAGUAUCAUGUAAGACGUGUUUUAUAAUGAUUAAUACGAUGGAAUUAUACUUUAUAUGUGACAUUGAACAAUUGACUGUUAAUUUAUUUCUUUGUGUGUAUUUAGUUUAAUAUGUCGUGUUAAUUUAAAAUUAUUGUAAGUUCUAUAAUAUGAUCUGUCGGUUAGUGUUGAUAUGCGGUCGAGUCGUAUUCUACAGUAACUAUAGAUAACUGCAGUAGAUCUGUAGUGUUAUACUAAAGAGUCUUUUAGUAUUUAGACGUAUCGAGAGAGUGGCCUCGUUUGGAACGCCGGCUUUAGUAAAUUUUGCACGCUGAAACUAUCAAAUGAAAUCUAUUUUUAUUCCAACCCUAUACAUAGAUGAUAGAGGUUAUCGCGAUUUUGACGUUAUAUAUUUUGAAUAUUAUAAAUUGUUUGUAUAUAGUACAAGUGUGGAGUCGAGAUGUACAUAGGAGUAGAGUUAUGUUAGAUUCCAGAGUCGUGUCGGGCACCGAGAGAGAAACAGCCAGUGUCGCUGUAAUAAGUGCUUAUCGCGUUAUGAUAAACAAAGAACAAAAUGGCUGUAGACUGAUUGUAAUAAAGUGCAUGAGGCGUGCGUGAGAGGCAGUAGGGAAGUGCGGCCGCUCGGCAGCCGCACCAGUCCGGACUGUCCAUAAUACUUAGUAUUUUGUACAAGCCUAUAUGUAUAGAUGAUGUUUUAUUUAGUCCUCGUUAUAAUUGUGAAUAUUCAUUACUUCUUCUGCUAGAUAUGAUAUUAUAUAUGAUUCUGAAAAUUGUAAAUAUAAUGUUAACAGAAUGUCCGUUAGCUUUAUGUUGACCAGAUGGUUCCUCAUAUCCAAUAAAUGCAAAACUACUCAGAA
Messenger RNA from Leptidea sinapis, 1615 nucleotides. It is a transcript of the gene bun, whose product is annotated as protein bunched, class 1/class 3/D/E isoforms. The record is from RefSeq and is a predicted model, not a curated record. The coding region runs from base 16 to 357 and encodes 113 amino acids. Lineage: Eukaryota; Metazoa; Arthropoda; Insecta; Lepidoptera; Pieridae. Gene Ontology annotation, biological process: regulation of transcription by RNA polymerase II. The transcript is spliced from 5 exons.